CUUCAACAUAGGGAAGGUACAAAUGGAUGCAAGUAUAAUGGAUGGUUUAACGUUUAAAUGCGGAUCUGUAGCAGCAGUUUCAGAUAUAGAACAUCCCAUAAUGCUCGCAAAAUAUGUUAUGAACUAUUUUCCGAAUUCUAUUUUUGUCGGCGAUGGUGCCAAACAUUUAGCAAAGCACGCGGACAUGAAUUGGAUAUCAGAAGGAAAUAUGGUAGCACCAAGUGCACGCUUAGCUUUCGAAUCAACAGAAACAGGAAAAUUCGAAUUAGAUAUCACUGAUCAGUUCUUACUAAAUGCUGAUACAUACACGAGUAAAUUAGUCUAUGAUAAUAGAAAUAUAUUUAAAAAUUGGAAUUCUCUGCAUUUACCCAGUUAUAUGUUAUAGAUAAUUUCGGUACUGUCGGUUGUGUUGCAUAUGAUGGAUAUAGUAUUGCUGCUGGGACUACAACAGGUGGUUUAAAUAGAAAGUUAGUUGG
Messenger RNA from Megachile rotundata (alfalfa leafcutting bee), 476 nucleotides. Its product is annotated as putative isoaspartyl peptidase/L-asparaginase CG7860. The record is from RefSeq and is a predicted model, not a curated record. Gene Ontology annotation, cellular component: cytoplasm. Lineage: Eukaryota; Metazoa; Arthropoda; Insecta; Hymenoptera; Megachilidae. Gene Ontology annotation, molecular function: hydrolase activity.